GAACCUGAAAAGUGACGCCAUUUCUGCCCAGGUUUUGUUUGUCCAGUGAAAAUAACGCAAGUGAAAAUCGCAAUUUUUCCAGUGAAAACCGUCGCAAACGGCACGAAAACCGUGCCAAAAUGACGCCGUCCGCCUUUCUCCAGUUCAUCGAGGUGGAGAACUUCAAGUCGUACCGCGGCCGGGUCACGAUCGGCCCGCUCAAGAAGUUCUCCGCCGUCAUCGGGCCGAAUGGAUCGGGAAAGUCCAACUUUAUGGACGCAAUCAGCUUUGUGAUGGGGGAGAAGACGACCAGCCUGCGAGUUCGCAAGUUGAACGAGUUGAUUCACGGGGCGUCGAUUGGGCGGCCAAUUUCGAACCGGGCCUCGGUGAUGGCCAAGUUUAUCAUUACGGAUGGGGAGGGGCAGCAGACGCAGAAAAGUUUUCAGCGGUCGGUGAUUGGGUCGUCGUCGGAGUAUCGGAUCAACGGAAGCGUCGUGGCCACGAAUACCUAUCUGCAGGAGUUGGAGCAGGUCGGGAUUAAUGUGAAGGCGAAGAACUUUUUGGUGUUUCAGGGUGCGGUGGAGAGCAUUGCCAUGAAGAACGCCAAGGAGCGAACGGCGCUGUUUGAGGAGAUUAGCGGGUCGGGAUUGCUGAAGGAGGAGUACAACAAGCUGAAGCACGAGAUGCAAAUGGCCGAGGAGGAAACGCAGUUUACAUACCAGAAGAAGAAGGGCAUUGCGGCGGAGCGGAAGGAGGCCAAGUUGGAGAAGCAGGAGGCGGAUCGGUACGCGCGGUUGAAGGAGGAGUAUGCCGAGAAGCAGGUUCAGUACCAACUUUACCGUUUGUACCACAACGAGAAGGAGAACAAGCGGCUGGGGGAAGAUUUGGUGAGCAAGCAGCAGGAGCUGGGCAUCGUGGAGAAGAAGAAGGAGGAAGCGGACGAGGUGCUGAAGGAGAAGAAGAAGGAAAUGGGCAAGAUUGCGCGAGAGUUGGCAAAGACGGAGCAGGAGAUCCGCGAGGUCGAGAGCGAAAUGAGCAAGAAGCAUCCGAUGUUUAUCAAGGCGAAGGAAAAGGUCGCACACACCCAGAAGAAGCUGGACAGUGCGAUGAAGACGCUGGAACAGGCGCGUAAAGCGGACGAGGCGCACCAGGCGGAUAUCAAGAAGUUGGAGGACGAGCUGGGUGCCAUUGAGGCUAAGCUGAAUGCGUUUGAGGAUGAAGUUGCGGGGGAGUCCAAGAAGCGUGGAAGUAACGUCCAUUUGGAGCAGAAUUUGGUCCAAGAGUACGACCGCUUGAAGCAGAAGGCCGACGCCACCUCGGGAAAGUAUCUUAUCAAGCUGGAUUCGGUGAACCGCGAACAGAAAUCCGAUCAGGAUCUGCUCGACAGCGAGACGAACCGGAAGGCGCAGGUCGAGGAAAACUACAAAAAGUACGAGUCGGAAAUGAACGAGGCGAUCAAACGCCAGGAAAAGCUGAUCGAUCACAUCAAGGCGAGCAAGGCUUCGCUGGAGGAGCAGAACCGGAUGAAGCAGGAACUCAGCCAGGACGUCGGUUCUUCGAAGGAGCGCAUCCAGGAGCUUCAGAUCGAGCUGGACGACGUGCGCGAGCAGCUGGGUGAUGCCAAGAUUGACAAGCACGAGGACGCACGCCGCAAGAAGCGCCAGGAAGUGGUCGAACUGUUCAAGCAGGAAGUCCCAGGCGUUUAUGACCGGAUGAUCAACAUGUGUCAACCGACGCACAAGAGAUACAACGUGGCCGUUACGAAAGUGCUCGGCAAAUACAUGGAGGCCAUCAUCGUGGACUCGGAAAAGACCGCUCGCCGCUGCAUCCAGAUCCUGAAGGAGAAGAUGCUGGACGUGGAGACCUUCCUCCCCUUGGACUAUCUCCAGAAGAAGCCCCUCAAGGAGCGCCUUCGAAACAUUGAAGAUCCGCGCAACGUCAAGCUGAUCUACGACGUGCUCAAGUUCAACCCGCCGCAGAUCGAGCCGGCCGUCCUGUUCGCCACGAACAACGCCCUCGUCUGUGAAACCCCGGACGACGCCAUGAAGGUGGCGUACGAGAUCGACCGCAGCCGGUACGAUGCGCUGGCGCUGGACGGAACGUUCUACCAAAAGUCCGGCAUCAUCUCCGGCGGAAGUCACGAUUUGGCGCGCAAAGCCAAACGCUGGGACGAGAAGCACAUGGCGCAGUUGAAGGCGCAGAAGGAGAAGAUCACCGAAGAGCUGAAGGAGGUCAUGAAGAAGACGCGUCGGCAGGGCGAACUGACGACGGUGGAGAGUCAGAUCCGAGGGUUGGAAAAUCGACUCAAGUACAGCCAGAACGAUUUGGAGGCGUCAAAGAAGAUCAUCAAGGACUACGACACCAAGCUGGAGAAGUUGCAGCGCGAGUUGGAUUUGAUCGGGCCGAAGGUCAGCGAGAUCGAGCGGCGCAUGCAGCAGCGAGACUUGAAGAUCCAGGAGAUCAAGGAGAGCAUGAACAACGUGGAGGACGAUGUGUACGCGGAGUUUUGCUCGCGCCUUGGAGUGGCGAACAUCCGUCAGUUUGAGGAGCGCGAGUUGGUGCUACAGCAGGAUCGUGCCAAGAAGCGGGCUGAGUACGAGCAGCAGAUCGAUCGGAUCAACAACAAUCUGGAGUUUGAGCGGUCAAAGGACACGUCGAAGAACGUGACCCGCUGGGAGCGCGCCGUCCAGGACGACGAAGACUCGCUGGAGACGUUCAAGCAGGCGGAGGCCCGCCAGCGGCAGGAAAUCGAAAAGGACAAGGAGCGCAUCGAGAAGAUGAAGGCGGAGAAGAACGUCAAAAAGGGCGCCGUCGACGGAAUGGACGACGAAACGGCCAAGGCGCGCCGUGACGUGCAGCAGCACGCGAAGGAGGUCGCCGCGAUUAACCAGCAAAUCUCCGGCAUCGAGUCCAAGAUCGAAACGAUGAAAAACAAGCGGCACAACCUGCUGAUGCAGAGCAAGAUGGACGCGAUCGAGAUUCCGAUGCGGCGCGGCAACAUGGAGGACAUCGUUCAGCAGGGCGCCGACAACCAGUCGGAGACGACACCCCUCAGCACGAUCUACGAGCGGGAGGCCCGCAUCGAAAUCGACUACAGUGCGCUCCCCAAAAAUCUGACCAACCCGUCCGAACCGGACCAGGUCAAAAAGGUCGGCGACGGUCUAGCCCGCGAACUCCAGUCCAAACUCGACACCCUGGAAAAGAUCCAAACCCCCAACCUCAAAGCCAUGCAAAAGCUCAACCAAGUGACGGAAAAGAUCCAAACCACCAACGAGGAGUUCGAAGCCGCCCGCAAAAAGGCCAAAAAGGCAAAGGCCGCCUUCGAGAAGAUCAAAAACGAACGCUGCACGCUCUUCACCAACUGCUGCAACCACAUCUCGGACGCCAUCGACGGCAUCUACAAACAGCUGGCGCGCAACGAAGCCGCCCAGGCGUACCUCGGUCCGGACAACCCCGAGGAGCCCUACCUGGACGGCAUCAACUACAACUGCGUCGCCCCCGGCAAGCGCUUCCAGCCGAUGAGCAACCUCAGCGGAGGGGAGAAAACGAUCGCCGCGCUCGCGCUCCUGUUCGCCAUUCACAGCUUCCAGCCGGCGCCGUUCUUCGUGCUGGACGAGAUCGACGCCGCGCUGGACAACACCAACAUCGGCAAGGUGGCGUCGUACAUCCGGGAAAAGUGCACCAACCUGCAGACGAUCGUGAUCUCGCUGAAGGAGGAGUUUUACUCGCACGCGGACAUUCUGAUCGGGAUCUGUCCCGAGCCGGCCGAGUGUUUGGUGUCGCAGACGCUGAUCUACGAUCUGGAGCAGUUCCAGGAGAACUAGGGAGGUGUAUGUGUGUGUGUGUGAGGACAAGUACAUUUUAUUAGAUUCUGAUUCAACAUUAAAUGUUUAUUCCAAUAAUAA
Culex pipiens pallens (northern house mosquito) is the source of this 3884-nucleotide messenger RNA. It is a transcript of the gene SMC1, whose product is annotated as structural maintenance of chromosomes protein 1A. Gene Ontology annotation, molecular function: ATP binding; DNA binding; ATP hydrolysis activity. The coding region runs from base 120 to 3803 and encodes 1227 amino acids. Gene Ontology annotation, cellular component: cohesin complex; chromosome; nucleus. The record is from RefSeq and is a predicted model, not a curated record. NCBI's taxonomy places the organism in Eukaryota, Metazoa, Arthropoda, Insecta, Diptera, Culicidae. The transcript is spliced from 3 exons. Gene Ontology annotation, biological process: sister chromatid cohesion.